AUGUCAAACUUUUCGCCCUACGCGAAUGUAAAAUGCGAAGCGCAGCCAUCAACCAGCACUGCCAAUGAGACGCCAUUGCCACUGAGCUCGCCAUGCCAUCCAUCACCAGCGUUAGCUCGUUCAGUACCGUCAUCUCAAGAAGCAACGUCGCCGUCGGAAACUGCUGGCAAAGAUUUUGUGUUUUUUACGACGGAGUUGGCCAACCAGGCUGCACUGGAUUUCGAAAAAGAACGCUUUGACAGCCUCCUGGAAUGGCAUAUAAAGUAUCGUAAACGUAAGGAAGCCGAGCGAAGCGCUGAUGAUGUCGUGUCGGAGAAGGCGUCCAGCUCGGCCUCAGCAGAAUCUACGCCUGUUGAGACGUCGGAGAGGAAGCCCGAGAAGAGAAAAGCCGAGAGUGAUCCCGAGGAUCAAGUGGCCAAAAAACCUACUUACAUGGACUUGAAUGCUCCAGAUGUCUCUGCGAAAAAGGUUGAGGAGACACCGUUGAGGAGAAUGGAAAUGAUGACGAACUCGUCAGCCUUCAGCACUUCGUCAAGUAUUAACGAUGUUGUGGAGGCGCCUGCGAAUGGACUUUGUAAGAAUGAUCCCGAGGAUCAAGUGGCCAAAAAACCUACUUACAUGGACUUGAAUGCUCCAGAUGUCUCUGCGAAAAAGGUUGAGGAGACACCGUUGAGGAGAAUGGAAAUGAUGACGAACUCGUCAGCCUUCAGCACUUCGUCAAGUAUUAACGAUGUUGUGGAGGCGCCUGCGAAUGGACUUUGUAAGAAAGAUGAGCGAUCGGUGAAGCUAGAAAAGCUCGGUGAAAUGGAACGCCAAGUUGAGGCUGAGAGAUUACGUGUCGAAUGGGAAAAGGAGGUCCAGGCGCACGAGAUGAAAAAGCUCAUGAACAACCAAGGACUCUCACCAUAUCCUUCUCCAAUGUACCCUCGGGCUCUUCCGCCGGGCCCUCAAGGAGGCCUAUAUCCAAUGGGUUCCUACCCAGCGCGAUAUCCCCCUGGCUCAGCUCCCUAUCCGAUGGGAAGUAUGGCUUAUCCACAAGGUUAUCCCAAUGGAACAACAUCUUUCCCUCCAGGUUAUCCCAUGUCCGCGCCGGGAAACGCUCAGAUACCGUCUCCGGCGUAUAUCGGAGAUCCAAUGGCUUUCAAAGGCGCUGCACCGCCUCCGGGAAUGAGCCCGCAUCAUCCCAUGUACGCCCACAUGAUGGCUGCCAGAGCAUCUGCCGGUAUGCAGUCGCCCGUGUCUGGACCAGGUUACCCCGGUGAUCCCAGUAGAAUGGGUUUCCCGAUGCCUGGACACUCACCUUCGGCAAGUCCAUUCUAUCCUGGCCCCUUUCCUCCGCAUCCGUAUGCACAGAUGCCAUACGGACAUCCAGGGAUGUCGAAA
Molecule: messenger RNA, 1383 nt
Organism: Ostertagia ostertagi
Lineage: Eukaryota; Metazoa; Nematoda; Chromadorea; Rhabditida; Trichostrongylidae
Source: the annotation of a GenBank genome assembly